Molecule: messenger RNA, 1322 nt
Organism: Diprion similis
Lineage: Eukaryota; Metazoa; Arthropoda; Insecta; Hymenoptera; Diprionidae
Gene: Hand
Product: heart- and neural crest derivatives-expressed protein 1-like
Exons: 3
Coding region: 339-1232 (297 amino acids)
Biological process (GO): regulation of transcription by RNA polymerase II; developmental process
Molecular function (GO): DNA-binding transcription factor activity, RNA polymerase II-specific; RNA polymerase II transcription regulatory region sequence-specific DNA binding; protein dimerization activity
Source: RefSeq, a predicted model, not a curated record
CCAGUAUCAUUCCAACCGUUUUCUCAGUCACGCCGCGCACGCGUCCUUCUAGUAUAGAAAAAUUCACCGAGAUUAAUAACGAAUAAUUCCGUUACGUCAUCCUUCGUUCGACACGUGUGUGACGAUACUUGUCCUCCACUUUUGUUGGUUUCCGUUUCUUAUAUUUUUAUUUUUUUUUUCUUCUACAACUGUGCUUUCAAGGGCCGUAAGUUCCGCUGUAGAAAUUUUCUACGCAUUCGGUAACCCGGGGAGGUUACAACCCCCGCAGAAUUCGAACAGGAUCAUCUUCGGUCUGUCUGUUCUUUGAGCCACAGUGACGCGUGACUCGAAGAGUAAAAAUGUUGGGCGGCUACGAGGCUCAAGCAGAAUACUACCCUCAAUGGCAUCAGCCUUACAAUUACAUGACCCAGCUACCCUACGGACCCGUCGGAGUUCCGGACCCGGUCGAAGUUCAUUCGACGUAUUGGCCGGCGGCGGACUCUGGAAUAUCCGGGGGCAGUUCGGGGGCCGGAAGUCCGGCGGCUUCGACGCCGCCGUUGAUCGAAGAGAUCGGGGUUCAGGAAUCUUCGCACUAUUCUCCCUCGUCGCAUUCCUCUCACUACUCGACGACGAUGACGACGACGACGACGAACCACCACCACCAUCACAAUCACAAUCACCACCAUCAUCAUCAUCAACAGUAUAACGCCCAUCAGAUGACCAAUGCCCCUGGGCACCAGUCUUACCCCGGAUUGAUGUACCAGGCUUGUCAGACUGACUCUGCGAAUCGCCAGAGCGAAUUCCUCGGUGGCUCGUUGCAGCCCUCCGACCACCUUCAACGCCUCCACGACGUCAGGGAAGGGAUGGUCGUCAGGCCGAAACGGAGGAAUACCGCGAAUAAAAAGGAGAGACGACGCACCCAGAGUAUUAACAACGCCUUUGCCGAUCUCAGGGACUGUAUACCGAACGUACCGACCGACACGAAACUUUCCAAGAUAAAAACUCUCAGGCUUGCAGCUUCCUACAUUGGCUAUUUAAUGGCGGUUCUCGACAGCGACGAGGGAGAGGAACCCCAAAGUUUUAAGGCAGAAAUUUUGUCGAGUAGCAGGCGUAACAAGUCUCAACAAAACGCGAUCGAGACUUCCGGUCAGAGCACUUCCUUGGCACAAGAAGAAGGCCCUAAGGGUAAGGGUAGAACUGGAUGGCCACAGCAUAUGUGGGCCUUGGAACUGAAGCAAGAACCUCAGGCCUGACUGCAGGAUGGCGCAGAGAAAAAGUCGAGGAGUUGAUUGAUCGGGAAGAAGAGAAUUUUUACGAACGUAACGAAUUGUGUAAAACAAGAA